CAGAAUUAGAGCCACAUGCGUUUGUUGUCUUUCUCACGGGAAAUUCACAGCGAAAAGACGCUUUUUUCACAAUAUCACCGUAGAAAAGUAGAGUUAGUUGAGUGUAGAGUGUGAAAAACUAUCUUUCAAGAUGCCGAAGGAACAGUUUCGAGAAGCGGAUGUGAUAAAAAAGAUAUCCAAGGUCAGAUUCUGCAUGAACAGUCCUGAGAUGAUCCAACAGGAGUCCCACAUACAGGUGGUCUCGAAGAACCUGUACAACCAGGAGCAGGGACGAGUGCCGGUUGCCUAUGGAGUGCUUGAUAGAAGAAUGGGAAUCAGCCAGAAGGAUGCCACAUGUGAAACUUGCAAUCAGGGCCUGAAUGAGUGCAUUGGUCACUUUGGGUAUCUCAAUUUGGCCUUGCCUGUCUUCCACGUGGGUCACUUUCGCUCCACCAUCACCAUAUUGCAGUCCAUCUGCAAGACCUGCAGCCGAGUUAUGCUGAAGGACGAGGAUAAGAGAGCUUACACGAAACGACUGCUGAACCCUGAUCUUUCCUACCUUGCGAAGAAAUCCAUCCAUUCUCAGAUCCUGGUGAAAGCGAAGAAGUUUACAAAGUGUAGAUACUGUGGCGCCUUGAAUGGUCCUGUGAAGAAAGGACCGGGACUCAUGAAGAUUGUCCAUGAUAAGUUCCGUGGGAAGAAGGUGACCGAUCCUCUGGUAUCGAAUAUCCUGGAUGAAAUGUUCAUGGCCACUGAGAAUAACAAGGAGUUGCAGCAACACAUCGGGAUGCCUUGUUUGGUGCAGGAAUUGAAUCCACUUCAAGUUCUGGAUCUCUUCCGGAACAUCCCGAAGAGUGAUAUUCCACUGUUGGGCAUGACUUCUCCGGACGCACAUCCCACCAAUUUGAUCGUGACUCGAAUUUACGUGCCUCCAGUGUGCAUUCGUCCGUCCGUGGUGUCGGAAAUCAAGGCUGGAACGACUGAGGAUGACAUCACGAUGAAGCAGAGUGAGAUUCUGCUGAUAAACGAUGUGAUCGCAAAGCACACUUCCACGGGUGGGAAAGUCGAAUUGAUUCUAGAGGAUUGGGACUUUCUGCAACUUCACGUGGCGCUCUAUUUCAACAGUGAAUUGUCAGGAGUGCCGCUCACAAUGAUUCCCAAGAAGCAGACGCGAGGCAUUGUGCAGCGCCUGAAAGGGAAGCAAGGGAGAUUCCGUGGCAAUUUGUCCGGAAAGCGCGUGGACUUUUCGGCGCGGACAGUAAUUUCGCCAGAUCCAAACUUGCUGAUCCAUCAGGUGGGCGUGCCUGAGCGAGUGGCCAAGAUUCUCACUUAUCCUGAGCGAGUGCAUCCGCGGAACAUCGACAAGAUGAGACAGCUGGUGCAGAAUGGCACAGAUCAUCAUCCAGGAGCGAAUUAUGUGCAGCAGAAAGGUAGCGCCUUCAAGAAGUAUCUAGCUUAUGGCAAUCGCGACAAGAUUGCUCACGAUUUGCGUUGUGGAGACAUUGUGGAGCGACACUUGGUGGAUGGCGAUAUUGUGCUAUUCAACCGUCAGCCGUCACUGCACAAGUUGAGCAUCAUGUGUCAUCAGGCUAAGGUUCAGGCUCAGAGGACAUUCAGGUUCAACGAGUGCGCUUGCACGCCGUACAAUGCGGAUUUUGAUGGGGAUGAGAUGAAUCUGCACUUGCCGCAGACGGAGGAAGCGCGCGCCGAGGCGUGGAUUCUCAUGGGGAACAAGUCGAAUUUGGUGACGCCAAAGAACGGAGAGCUUCUGAUUGCGGCUACUCAGGAUUUCAUCACCGGCGGCUAUGUGUUGACGCAGAAAGAUGAGUUUCUUACCAAGGAGAGAGCAAUGCAGCUUGCAACUUGCCUUAUCGCUGGUCCGGACGCGAAUAUGACUGUUGAGCUUCCGCCGCCGGCGAUUCUGAAGCCGCGCGUGAUGUGGACAGGAAAGCAAAUCUUUGGUCUCAUCAUGAAGCCCAAUAAGCAGUCGCACACGCUGAUAAAUCUGGAGACGAAGGGAAAAAAUUACACGGCGAAUCAGGAUCUGUGCUGCAAGGACUCGUACGUGAUUGUGAGAAAUUCGGAGAUAAUGUGCGGCGUGAUGGACAAGAGUACAAUGGGAUCUGGCACGAAGAAGUGCAUCUUCUAUGUUCUACUGAGGGAUUAUGGCGAGGAGGAGGCCACGAGGGCGAUGUGGCGGCUCUCCAAGCUGACUUCCUACAUGAUUAUGAAUCGCGGCUUCUCGUUUGGCGUGGGCGAUGUCACACCGAGUCGAAUUCUGCUGGGAGAGAAGCAGAAACUCCUGGACAACGGAUACUCAAAGUGCAGUGAUUUCAUUUCGAAGAUGAAGAGCGGAACUCUGCAGUGUCAGCCAGGAUGCACUCUCGAGGAGACACUGGAAGCUGUGAUGCUGCGAGAGCUGUCCAGCAUUCGUGAGCUGGCUGCCAAGGCGUGUUUCAAUGAACUGCACAGGACAAACAGCGCCUUGAUAAUGGCGCAAUCCGGAUCAAAGGGAUCAAACAUCAACAUCUCGCAGAUGAUUGCCUGUGUGGGUCAGCAGGCCAUUAAUGGAAAACGAGUGCCGAAUGGUUAUGAAGACAGAAGUCUGCCACACUUUGAGAAGUUUUCCAAGAUUCCAGCUGCUCGAGGUUUCGUCCAGAACAGCUUCUUCUCUGGAUUGACGCCUACAGAGUUCUUCUUCCACACGAUGGCUGGGCGAGAGGGUCUCGUUGACACAGCAGUGAAGACCGCAGAGACGGGAUACUUGCAGAGGCGUCUGGUGAAGUGCCUUGAGGAUCUUGUGGUGCACUAUGACGGGACUGUGAGGAACGCCAUUGGUGAGGUGGUGGAGUUUACGUACGGAGGUGAUGGUCUCGAUCCAGUAUCCAUGGAAGUGGCAAAUAAGCCGGUGGAUUUGGAGAGACAAUUUAUGCACAUUCGCGCUAUGGACACUCAUCGCGAUGAGGAUGCAUUGGAAGGUGAUGACAUUCUGCCUACAGCUAAGGAGAUUCUCAAGUUGGAGAAGUUCAUCAAUGCCAGGCAGGAUUUCAGGGCGGAUUGCGUGAACUUCCUCGACACUGUGAGGAAGCGACUGUGCAAUAUUGAGAGCAACUACAGCACUCGCGGUCCUGGUGGUGAGAUUUGUCGCACGACGAAGAGUCAUAUUGAGGAUUUCCUGGAGAUUGUUGAGAAGAGAUACAGCCGUGCUGUCACUGAACCGGGAACAGCGGUUGGAGCUCUGGCGGCACAGAGUAUCGGAGAGCCAGGAACUCAAAUGACACUUAAGACUUUCCACUUUGCCGGUGUGGCGUCCAUGAACAUCACCCAGGGAGUGCCGCGAAUUGUGGAAAUCAUCAAUGCGUCGAAGACAAUUUCUACUCCGAUUAUCACGGCUGAAUUGGAGAAUAACGAAAGCAUGGAGUUUGCCAGGAAAGUGAAGGGAAGAAUCGAGAAGACAACUUUGGGAGAAAUUUCUUCGUAUAUCGAGGAAGUUUACAAAUCUUCUGACUGCUUCCUCCUUAUCAAGCUGGACAUUGACAGAAUCCGAGUGUUGGGAUUGGAGAUUGACGCUGAAACCAUCAGAUUUGCGCUGAGAAACUCCAAAUUGCGUCUCAAACCCAACAACAUCGAAGUCGUGGGAUCUUCCCUGGUGAUUGUGCGUCCGGACACGAACAAGAACUCUUCCUUGAAUGCUGAACUACAGCGUCUGAGCACGGUGAUUCCCAACAUUGUCGUCGGUGGACUGUCAAACAUCUCAAGAGCUGUGAUUGCCAUCAAUGAUGCCGUGCAGCCGCCGACUUAUCAGCUCUGCGUCGAAGGAUCGGGCUUAAGGGAUGUGAUGGCGAUGUACGGUGUGCGUGGUAAUCAGACGAAGAGCAACAAUAUCUGGGAAGUGUUCAGCACGCUAGGUAUCGAAGCUGCCCGCACGACAAUCAUGACGGAGAUUGACAGUGUGAUGAGUGGACAUGGCAUGAGCGUGGACAGUCGACAUAUAAUGCUGCUGGCCAGCCAAAUGACCAGCAGAGGAGAAGUGCUGGGCAUCACCAGGCACGGUCUGGCAAAGAUGCGAGAGUCUGUCUUUAACCUGGCGUCGUUUGAGAAGACAGCCGAUCAUCUCUUUGACGCUUCUUACUACGGUCAAGUGGACUCCAUUGAUGGCGUGUCUGAAAGAAUCAUCCUGGGAAUGCCGGCGGGAAUUGGUACAGGUGUCUUUAAGCUACUCCACAAGAAUGAUAAUUACGUGUUGGAUGAUGCAAAAGAGCCUAUAUUCUUCCUCAAAUGAGUCACUAUUAAAAUAAAUUUAUUGAACUACUGA
Messenger RNA from Phlebotomus argentipes, 4294 nucleotides. It is a transcript of the gene Polr3A, whose product is annotated as DNA-directed RNA polymerase III subunit RPC1. Bases 131 to 4261 code for a protein of 1376 amino acids. The record is from RefSeq and is a predicted model, not a curated record. The transcript is spliced from 6 exons. Gene Ontology annotation, biological process: DNA-templated transcription. Gene Ontology annotation, molecular function: DNA binding; DNA-directed RNA polymerase activity. Lineage: Eukaryota; Metazoa; Arthropoda; Insecta; Diptera; Psychodidae.